Molecule: messenger RNA, 4224 nt
Organism: Ctenopharyngodon idella (grass carp)
Lineage: Eukaryota; Metazoa; Chordata; Actinopteri; Cypriniformes; Xenocyprididae
Exons: 2
Coding region: 2767-3714 (315 amino acids)
Source: RefSeq, a predicted model, not a curated record
UAUCAAAGAUAAUAAUCUAGAUGUGCUGUGUUUGACAGAAACUUGGCUAAAACCGGACGAUUACAUUACUUUAAAUGAGUCUAGUCCUCAAGGUUACGAUUAUCGACACAAUCCUCGUCAGAAAGGCAAAGGGGGAGGUGUUGCUGUAAUUUUAUAGUAAUAUUUACAGUAUUACUCAAAAGUCUUUCAAAUAUAAUUCCUUCGAAGUGAUGGUGCUUUAUGUAACAUUAUGUAAGUUGACAUUUGUGCUGGCUACUGUAUACAGGCCACCAGGACACCAUACAGACUUUAUCAAAGAAUUUGCUGAUUUUCUAUCAGAGUUAGUACUAGCUGCGGAUAAAGCCCUUGUUGUUGGUGAUUUUAAUAUCCAUGUAGAUAAUGAUAAAGAUGCAUUGGGAUUGGCAUUUACAGACAUUCUAAACUCUAUUGGAGUUAGACAACACGUGUCAGGACCCACUCAUUGUCGUAAUCAUACUUUAGAUCUAAUAUUGUCAAGAAGAAUUGAAUAAUAUUAGUCUCUUUGUUUAUCCCGAGGUUUACCGUAGUCAGCUGUAUCCGGGCCGUAUCCAUGUUUUUUCUCCAUUUUAACACCUGUUUGCCACCUGAUGUCACCUGUUGGAGUUUGGGUUCCUUGCCGCUGUCGCCUUUGGCUUGCUUAGUUGGGGACACUUGACAUUUGAUAUUCAACAGUGUUUUGAUCUCCCUGCAUUGACACCAUUGUAUGCGAACUUAACUGAGCUGGAUGAUAUCACUGUUUACUCCAGUGCUGAUAUAGAUAAAUUAACUAAAUUAAUAACUAUUGAUUCUUACAUCGGAAUGAAUCAAUACUGAAUUUACUUAAGAUGGAUAAUGACACCAUUUUUUAAGAGCUGCUGUGCAGCCAAAAUUAUAUACCAGUUAUCACUGUAAAGCUGCUUUGACACAAUUUGCAUUGUUAAAAGCGCUAUAUAAAUAAAGGUGACUUGAUUUGACUUGACUUGACUUCUGCAACAUCAGCAGCUCAGAAGUAUUAAAAAAAAUAUAUAUAUAAAACAAAUACUGAAACAGUUGAUAAUCAUAGCAGAUCACUGAAAUAUUGAGAAAUAGCAGAUUCAGUUAGAGGCAUAGUCAAGUGUUGAUGUUCCUUUCAUUACAUGGACAUACAGUAAAAUAGGACUCUUUGAAUUUGUUUUGUUCAUUGUGGAUGCAGAACAACACAGAGGAGCAGAGAGAAAAAAAAUGUCUGGGUGAGGGAGAUGAAUAGUUGAAGGAGGAGAAGAGUAGUUGGAUCAGGACAAGGGAGAAGAAUAGUUAGGGGAGAGAAGUGAAGUGAUAGAACAACGGAAGUGAUGUCUCGCACUCAUUGAAGUAUAAGCGUAUAAGUUCUGAUCACUUCCGUCAUCAGAACGCGUUUUUAGACCUCACCAACCGGAUGCGCAAGGCAGUUGGACAUAGUGAUGUUUUAGAGGUGAAAAAUGAUAUAAAUACUGUUCAGUUUCUCGCACAAACCGAUCGUUUCAUGUCUUAGGACAUCAAUGUGUCGCAGGGUUUAAUUUGGAUUUGUCUGUGCAUGUUUUUUUUUACUCUUAUAGAUGGAGUUGGGGGGGGGGGGGUACUGUCACAGAGGCCACACCAGACCCUUCAGCUCCACCCACUCGUUCAAAUUCACCCGAAUUCCAAUUGGACACACCUGCACCAGCUACAGCCAUCCUUCCAUCUGCAUCUGUCCUCUGCUACCAUUGUUAAUAAACUUUGUGAACGAUCAUACCUGUGUUGAUUACUUCUGUCCACUGACACAUCACCUUUACAUGCAAGUUCUAUCUGCAGGUUGUGAUUGAGUCCCUCUCUAAACAGAGUCUUAAGUGCUACAUCAUUCCAUCCACUUUGAGCUGCUAGCAUUCUGAAUUCUAUAGCAUAGUCAGCUGCUGAGCGAGAACCCUGGCAUAAAUAGAGCAGUUGGACAGAAAUAUCCUUACCUCCCUAAAUAUUCAAAUACUUCAUGUAGUUGUGAAGUAAUCAAAUGAAGUUUGAAGUUGCAUGUCUCUCUCUCAAAUUGCUGAUGCCCAGUCUAAUGCUCUCCUCAUUGGAUGGAUGUACAGAACUGUGAGGGUUCUAGUCCUCCCUCUCUCUGCCACUUGUAAUGUAUAGUUUUGUUUCAUGUUCAUGGUUCAUGUCUUUUAUAAUGUAGUUUGAUCCAUGUUACUUGUUUGUGUCAUGCUUCCCUUGCUACUCAUGUGCUCCCUUAGUCAAUGUGUCAUGUGCUGAUUGGUUGUUUAUGGUCAUGUGGUUUCUCAGUUCUGUUCUGUCUUUUGUUCCCUUGUUCCUUGUGUCUCUUGCCCAUUGGUUAUCGUAGUCAUGUGUUCAGUAAGUUCAUGUAUUUUAAGCCAUUGUUUUCCAUGUUACUUUGUCAUGUAUUGGAUUUAUGUAACCCUGCUGUUGGUGAGUGGUUUUGUCAAGUCUGCUCAUCAUCAAGUCUGCUUAUGUCCAAGUCAAGUGGUUGCUUUGUUUGUUUUUCAUUAGUUUCAAUAAACUGCACAUGGGUUCAUCAGCUCGCCUUCGUUUGAACUGAUUGUUACAGAAUACACAACCAUUAUCCAUAAACCCAGCAGUUUUACCCCCUGGAGCUCGUCUUCUCCUUCUACGCCAAGGCAACCAUUCCAUAGAGGAUCAUACACAAGACUUCUUGGACCUUGCUCACCAAUCUGACUUUCCAGAUAAGUCACUUAUUUUUUAUCAGAGUAGUCUUAAUGCUCCUUUGAAAACGCAACUUUCCUGUCUUCAGACAAGAUGGCCGCUAUGCCAGAGUUACUUCACGUCAUGCCCGCCAGUCUAGAGACUGUUCACAUCAUGCCUGCCCAGCCAGAGAUUGUUCAUGUCAUGGCUGCCCAGCCAGAGGCUGUUCACAUCAUGCCUGCCAAGUCUGAGCCUGUUCACGUUAUGCCUGCCACGCCUGAGUCUCUUCACAAGAUGGCUGCCAUGCCUGAGCCCUCAACCAAGAUGGCUACCAUGCCUGAGCCCUCAGCCGAGAUGGCUGCCACGCCUGAGCCCUCAGCCGAGAUGGUUGUCACACCAGAGUCUCUAGAGUGUGCAGCACUUACAAUUCUGGCCACAGCUAUCCUGUGUGUAUCCUGGGCCACACACACAUCCAUGCCAGAGCCUCUCCACAUCAUGGCCACCACGCCAGAGCCUCUGCCACUGCACCACGACCCAUGUCUGUCACUGUACCUUGAUCCAGGCCUGCCAAUGCUCCACAGCCUGUCACUGUACCAUGACCCAUGUCUGUCACUGCACCAUGAUCCAGGUCCAUCACUGCUCCACAGCCUAGGUCUGCCAGUGCACCAGGACCCUCUGCUCCACGGAUCAGGUCUGCCAGUGCACCAGGAACCUCUGCUCCACAGACCAGGUCUUAGUCAUGUGUUCACUAAGUUCAUGUAUUUAAAGCCAUUGUUUUCCAUGUUACUUUGUUGUGUAUUGGAUUUAUGUAACCCUGCUGUUGGUGAGUGGUUUUGUCAAGUCUGCUCAUUGUCAAGUCUGCUCAUUGUCAAGUCUGCUUAUUGUCAAGUCUGCUUAUGUCCAAGUCAAGUGCUUGCUUUGUUUGUUUGUGACUUAGUUUCAAUAAACUGCACAUGGGUUCAUCAACUCGCCUUCAGUUGGACUGAUUGUUACACCACUCUUCUUUCCCUACCAUCCUUGAUCAACGUAUACAAACAAAAUCAUUAUGAAGAUUUACUAUGACUAGAAAUAUAUGUACUACUGUUAGAGAGAGUAAAAAUAGGACACCUUGGUCGGCUUUAAUUGUAAUUAGCUGUGUUUGGAAUAAUUAUUAUUUAACUUUGGGAUUACAAAUUUAAGAAUCUGUUUAAGAUCAGCUGAUCCUACAUCCUGACAUAACCUCACAUGAAAUACUAAGGUGAAGUAUAUUGUAUUUAACAUUUUGAGGUAAAGAUAAUGACAAUUUAAGGAGAUCAAGGCAGGCAGCCCAGGUGUCUGUAACAUUAACCUUUUGUCUUCAUGCACUUCCUGACCAUUUGGCACCUAUGCAUUUGAAUGACACCGUUAUGCUGAUUAGAUCAUGGCUGGGAAAUGUAGGGAAUGGGCUGAUUCCUGCACUGCAUUUGCAUGCUUUGUUUAGAUUGUCCCCACCUCUACUCUAUGUAUCCCUCCCCCUUGAAUGUAUAUGAACUACCAAGUACGCUGCCUUAGUUGGACUUGGAUGACUACAGCGACGCACAGCGCGUUUCUCAA